CAUCAUUGCAAAUCUUGGGCCCAGCCGAAUCCAUCAUCAUUCUAAUUGCCCUCCAAAGCCCCCAUCAUCACGUGAUACGCCAUUAGAUCUUCUCCCCCUCAUGAUGCCUCACAUUUAUAGAGAAGUGAAGAGAGAAGACUCUCUCUCUCUCUCCUCUCUCUCUCUCUCUCUUCUAUAUAUACCCUGCCAAGCUCAAAGCUAAUCACAACUCUUUCCUUUCCCUUGAAACUUUUUCUCUCUUCCAUCCAUCCAUCAAAGUGGGCUAAAGUUUUUGUUUGGUGAGAAGAGGCCCAACUACCAAAAAAGGGCCGGGUGAUGGAGAGGCUCAACAAGUUGUACCUGCAGAACUGCUACAUAAUGAAGGAGAAUGAGAGUCUGAGGAAAAAAGCUCAACUCCUCAACAAAGAGAACCAGGCUCUCUUGUCUGAACUCAAGCAGAAGCUCUCCAAGCCGAGCCCGAGCCCUAACCCUAACCCUAACUCCUGCAAUCCUAGCGGGAGCAAGCCCUGAUUUGUUAAUUGACAUAGUAAAAGAUUGUGACGGGGGACUUUUUUUUGGCGCUUAAUUGAGGAUAUAUUAUGUAUUAAUCAGUUGAAUGUCACAUGUGAAAAUAUAUAUGCAUCAGCUUUACUAGCUUCUUAAUUUGUUAUCUUAA
Messenger RNA from Asparagus officinalis (garden asparagus), 655 nucleotides. RefSeq names its product protein LITTLE ZIPPER 4-like. The record is from RefSeq and is a predicted model, not a curated record. The coding region runs from base 316 to 510 and encodes 64 amino acids. Lineage: Eukaryota; Viridiplantae; Streptophyta; Magnoliopsida; Asparagales; Asparagaceae. The transcript is spliced from 2 exons.